AUGGCUGUUUUCGCUGACCUGCUGGCAAUUCUCGCCAAAGAAUCGCUCAAACUGGCUUUUGUCGUACCAUUGGCCGCGCUUUGCCUCUACAUUUGCUUCAAUAUCUUCCUCCAUCCCCUCCGCAAUGUCCCGGGAUCUUGGAAAGCAACAAGCUCUCCUUUAUGGCUGUGGUACCACUCAUACGCAGGGGACGAGACGACCUCGGUUGAAGCCCUGCACAAGAUCUACGGCCCAGUCGUCCGAAUUGGCCCUAAUGACGUCGACAUUAGCGACGGCGCGGCUCUGGGACCCAUCUACUCUGAGAAGGGAGGUUUCCUGAAAACACCAUGCUACAGCAAUUUCGACUUUGACGGCCAUCCCACCAUCUUUUCGGCCCUUGAUCCUGCGCACAGGGCCAUCAGGUCAAAGGCGGUUGCAAGCAUGUUCAGCCCGGCUUCCAUCCGAAAGGAAGGCGAUCAGAUACUCAAGUCGUGUGUUGACAGACUGGUGACGCAUAUCGGACACGAAGCAGCGUCAGGAAAGCCGGUCAACAUGCUCAACAUGGGCAGAUGCUUAGCUCUUGAUGCCGUUACGGAAUAUCUACUUGGCAAGACGUACGGAGGUAUUGCCGAGCUCGAAGCGAGCAGGAACGUUGAAAAUUCUAGUAAGCUCUCGGCCAGCGAGUUCGUGGACACCUUUGUGGCUGUCGGGCGGUUCUUCCUGUUACCUAACUGGAUCUUCCACACCCUUGAAUGGGCUAUACCGAAGCUGUUCCCGGAUGAAAAAGUCGACGAGUCAAUGAACCUCGUCACAAGUUUCUGUAACCAGGUGGUGGCUGAGGCGGACAUUGAGAAGGACCAGACAUACCAGGCUCGCUUACUGCGUGCUGGCAUCGGCAAAGAAGAAGCCGCUGUUCAGUGUAUGGACCUGAUGUUUGCCGGCACAGACAGCACUGGUAUGAACUUUGGCGCCAUCUGCUGGCACUUAGCACAGUCGCCCUCGAUGUAUCAGAAGCUCAAAGACGAGCUCGCAUCACCAGGGGCUGCGCAAGCUGAUCCGCAGACUCUUCCUUACCUACGGGGUGUGGUGCGUGAGGGACUUCGAAUGUCCAUGGCAAACCCAACUCGCCUCCCACGCAUCGUACCACCUGGUGGAUUUUCAUUCACGACCAAGAUGCCAUCGGGGAAAAGUAAGACUUUUGAAUUUCCAGGCGGUACUUGGAUUGGAUGUGCACCGUUCAGUUUGCAUUUCAGUGAUGCCGUCUUUCCCCAUCCGAGAGCAUUCCGGCCGGAGCGAUGGGUUGAGCCUAGCGAGGGAAUGCUGCGGGACGCCAUUCCCUUUGGACUUGGGCCACGACAGUGUAUCGCUCGUAACCUCGCUUCGAGUGAGUUGUUCUGGGCGGUCAGGGCUCUGGGUAUAUCUGGGGUGCUGGACGGGGCUCGACCAACGGGGCUGAUGAAGGAUGGGAUCAUUGUUGACGAGUGGUUCAACUCCAAAGUUCCCGGUCACGCUAUCGAGCUGGUCUGGGAGUCGCUGUAG
Messenger RNA from Colletotrichum orchidophilum, 1518 nucleotides. RefSeq names its product cytochrome P450. NCBI's taxonomy places the organism in Eukaryota, Fungi, Ascomycota, Sordariomycetes, Glomerellales, Glomerellaceae. The transcript has a single exon. The record is from RefSeq and is a predicted model, not a curated record. Gene Ontology annotation, molecular function: oxidoreductase activity, acting on paired donors, with incorporation or reduction of molecular oxygen; heme binding; monooxygenase activity. Bases 1 to 1518 code for a protein of 505 amino acids.